AUGUUGACUGAAAACAGGACGUUCUCCACCAUGAGCGCCAAACGGAAGCGCUUAGAAGACACCGCGGAGAACUCUCCUCCCGAAGGCACACCCACCCCAAAAAGAAGAAAAGGAAGAAUUUCAGCCAAAGAACGUGAGCGAAUAGCCCAAGAAAAUCGCAAAGCUCAGGGAGUUUUUGAUGUGCUUAGGCAACACACUGAUAGUGAGAAUCGUCAACCGUCUGAGAAAUUCAUACGAACGCCGUCUAGAAGGACAGAACCUGACUACUACAAGCAAGUGAAAUCUCCUAUUGAUCUUACAAGAAUCCAGCAAAAAUUGAAGACUGAGGAGUAUCUCACGUUUGAGGAAUUUUGCAGAGAUGUCGAGCUGUUGAUGGAAAAUACGCGAAUGUAUUAUAAGGUCUUUAAUUAUCUCUCACUAUUGUUUAUCAUGUAG
Messenger RNA from Strongylus vulgaris, 435 nucleotides. The record is from the annotation of a GenBank genome assembly. NCBI's taxonomy places the organism in Eukaryota, Metazoa, Nematoda, Chromadorea, Rhabditida, Strongylidae.